CACCACGUUUGAUCAUUUCGCAUUUGUUCUCCGUCGCGAUCGGUUUGGCACAUUAUUCGGUGGGAUCCCAAUCCAAGUCGAAAAACACGCGCGCUCGAUCGUACGUUCGUUUAUUGGGCUUGUGGUCAUCCGCGAGAAGAAUCACUGCACAGCUGCACACCUUUCUGGAGGUCACACGCUUCUACGUUUCCAUUCGGGUGCAUAAUUACCAACAAAAACCAGUGAAAUAAACCAACUUGCAAAUCUGCGGCAAGGAUGGCAGCGCUCAAAUUUGACGAAAACAAAGUGCCCUACAUCGACCUGGGCAAGGACUACGUCGUGCGGCUCGAGAACGGUGAGUUCACCGAUGCCAAGUCCAAGGAAAAGGCCGCACGCGAGCUGCGAGAAACGCCCGAAGUUGUCGCGGAGGCGCUCAAGGAGCUGAGGGGCAUGCUUCAAGCGGAAAAAUCCCUGUACAUCCCCGUCGACGAUGACUCUUUUCUAAUGAAGUUCCUGCGACCGUGCAAAUUCUACCCGGCCAGUGCGUUUGGUCUGAUUCAACGCUACUACCGCUUCAAACUGAAACACCCAGAUGCGUGCGAAGAGCUGCUACCAUCGACGGUGCAGCACGUGUACGAUGAGGAUCUGCUGCACUUUCAGCCACAGCGCGAUCAGAACGGUUGCCGGAUCCUAAUAAUGCAAGUUGGCAAAAAAUGGAAACCCUCGAAAGUGGCCUUGAACGACUUGUUCCGCGCGCUGCAGGUCGCCAUGGAGGCGGGCAUGACCGAGCCCAGGACGCAGCUGAACGGUGUUGUCGUCAUUUUCGACAUGGACGGACUGUCGUUGUCGCACAUUCUUCAAUUUACGCCCCGUUUUGCGGCCAUGGCCGUCAACUGGGUUCAGGAGUGUACGGCCAUCCGGCUCAAAGCGGUCCACAUCGUGAACAAUUCCUACCUGUUCAAUAUGCUGUUCACCAUCUUCAAGCCAUUCCUGUCGGAGAAGCUGCGGAAAAGGAUUAUAUUCCACUCCAAGGACUGGAAGUCGUUGACUUCAUACGUAGAUCCGGCCUGCAUAUGGUCACGGUAUGGUGGUACUAUGGAUGUUCCAGAAUAUGAAGGACGAUUGGUCGGAGAACUGUUCGCACUGUACCAUAAGGAGUAUGAAGUUGCGAAUUCCUACGGAUAUACUAAAAAAGUGUAAUAUUAGUAUGCAGCUCAAUGUACAUAUUUAUGGAUACUUUAAAAUGCGGUAUGGAUGCCUGUUGAAGGGAAACACAUUUUUUUCUGAUAAGCAUGCGCUAUUCGAUGUGAUAAAAUAUCAUUCCAUGGGACCACCUGAACAAAAAUCAUUGGCUUAAUACUUAAUUUGAUAUAAAUUAUUUGUUUUUAGAUCAUUUGUGUAAAUAAAUAUACUUUUAGAACGACA
Messenger RNA from Armigeres subalbatus, 1404 nucleotides. RefSeq names its product alpha-tocopherol transfer protein-like. The transcript is spliced from 7 exons. Gene Ontology annotation, molecular function: phosphatidylinositol bisphosphate binding. The record is from RefSeq and is a predicted model, not a curated record. Gene Ontology annotation, cellular component: membrane. Bases 256 to 1179 code for a protein of 307 amino acids. Lineage: Eukaryota; Metazoa; Arthropoda; Insecta; Diptera; Culicidae.